UCAAGCAGCAUUGGACGGAUCGACCGCACGGUCCGUACGUCAGUCUAGUCGACAGUCGGCGCCGAUCCCGCGAGCUCGCGUGCACGUCUGCUCCCGCCGACAAUUUGAUCUCAGCGCGACCGCACUGUAUCGUCAUCCGCGAUGUCGCGCGUCUAUGAACCAACCGACCAUGUCGUCGAAAAAUCCCUCCUGCCCUCCUUCGAGCAAUACCAAAAUAUGCACAAAGAAUCGCUUGAAGACCCCGAGUCAUUCUGGUCAGAAUUAGCGAAUGAAUUCUAUUGGCAAACACCAUACCAGCGUGGAAAUAUCGUCUCUUACAAUUUUAAUGUAGACGAGGGGCGGAUUUUCGUAAGAUGGCUCGAAGGUUCCAGGACCAACAUCUGCUUCAACGUCUUGGACAGGAACGUCAGGAACGGCCUUGGCGAGAGAAUUGCAUUCUACUGGGAGGGUAACCAUCCCGAGGAUUACAGCCGCAUAACAUACAUGAAGCUGAUGGACUUAGUUUGCCAAUUUGCCAAUGGACUUCGUGAGCGCGGGAUCGGCAAGGGAGACAGGGUCUCCAUCUACAUGCCGAUGAUUUUAGAGACCGUCGUGUGCAUGUUGGCCUGUGCUAGGAUUGGUGCGGUACACUCUGUGGUGUUCGCUGGAUUUUCAUCCGAUUCGCUGGCCGAGCGCAUGUCUGACUGUAAAGCUAAAGCUAUUGUUACGGCGGACGGCGCAUGGCGAGGAGAGAAGCUGCUUGUCUUGAAGAACACGUGUGAUGAGGCUAUUCAGAAAGCAAAGGACAAGUACAACCACUACGUUGAUAUGUGUAUUGUGGUUCCCCACUUGAAUAGAGUGACUCCCUGUGGGAAGAUCCCCGAUGACGUUAAGACCCUGUAUAAGUGGAACGAAGAUAUCGAUAUCUGGUGGCAUGAUAUCGUGGAGGGAAUGUCGACCAUCUGCCCACCAGAAUGGCUCACCCCUGACGACCCGCUGUUUAUGCUCUACACUAGUGGUUCUACUGGAAAACCGAAGGGUGUACUGCACACAACAGCUGGGUACAUGCUGUAUGCCGCGGCGACAUUCCGCUACGUGUUUGACCACCGUGAGAAGGACAUCUACUGGUGCACGGCCGAUGUCGGCUGGAUCACCGGCCAUACCUACGUAGUGUAUGCACCCAUGGCCAACGCUGCCACUUCUGUCAUGUUCGAAGGAACACCAUUUUUCCCUGACAAUGACCGCUUCUGGGCCGUCUGUGAGAAGUACAAGGUGACGCAAUUCUACACCGCACCUACUGCUAUCAGAGCUCUCACUAAAUUCGGAGACGAGAUGGUGAAAAGACACAACCUAGACUCGUUGCGCGUUUUGGGAAGUGUAGGUGAACCGAUUAAUCCCGAAGCUUGGCUGUGGUAUUACAAUGUCGUUGGCCAAGGGCGCUGCUCAAUUGUGGAUACCUUCUGGCAAACCGAGACCGGUGGUCACGUGUUGACUAGCCUGCCCGCUGCUACUCCAAUGAAACCAGGGGCCGCUGGCUUCCCAUUCUUUGGCGUCGAGCCGACCAUCAUUGACGAGAACGGCCGCGUCAUCGAAGGCGUUGGUGAAGGCUACUUGGUAUUCGCCCGCCCGUGGCCUGGCAUAAUGACUUCUCUGUACCAGGACCACAACCGCUACGAAGAUGUGUAUUUCAGGAAAUUCCCGGGAUACUACUGCACCGGAGAUGGUGCUCGGAGGGAUGAGGAUGGCUUCUUGUGGGUGACCGGCCGUAUCGACGAUAUGCUGAAUGUGUCGGGACACUUGAUGUCCACUGCUGAGGUCGAAGGUGUCCUCACUGAGGACUCCAAUGUGGCUGAAGCAGCUGUGGUGUCUAAGCCUCAUCCAGUGAAAGGCGAAUCCCUUUAUUGUUUCGUAAUUUUAAACGAAGGUGCCAAAUUUGAUGCUGAUUUGAUCGACUCGUUGAAGAAACGCGUACGUAGCAGGAUUGGAGCUUUUGCCGCCCCUGAUGUUAUCCAACAUGCUCCUGGACUGCCAAAGACUAGGUCCGGCAAGAUAAUGCGCCGCAUCUUGCGCAAGAUAGCACAGGGCGACAAGAACGUCGGGGACACGUCCACGCUGGCUGAUCCUUCCAUCGUGGACAUGCUGUUCCUGACGCGUCGCUAGAUACGUAGGGGACAAACAUGCACUGAUUUUUCGUUCCUAUUAAGAUGCACGGCCUGCACCGUACGAUUAUUUAAUCAUUUUCCGCUUCUCUCCAGUCCUGCUUGAAUAUCCGUCCGCAACUCUUUCGACACGGCCUUGUGUUUCAAGUUCAUUCAAAAUAGUUGCGUUAAUGAUACCGGUAUAUUCAUUGACUAGACGCAACCGUAUAUACAUAAUUAUGUAGUCGUAACUUUAUUGUGUGAGGUUUUAUACAUGGGUUUAAAGUAGGUACCACUUGCCUUCAAAUAAUAGUUUGUAAAGGUAAUUACGUAAUAGAUACAUCAUUGACUUAAGAAUCACUUGAUAGAUGUACAUUAGCUAGAUUUUAGCAAUUUCCACAGGGUGUGUCUACCAAAAUGGUUCAAAAUCUCGAAUUUGUCUACUUAUAUUACCUUCGAUCUCUAUUAUGGGUAUGCUUUAUAUAGGUACCAAAAUAGUCGAUCGAAUAUCUAUUAAGUGAUUCAAAGUCAAUGAAAUUAAUUUAUCGUCAUAAUAUUUAGUUACGUACAUACACACUAAGAUGUGUCUUCAUAAUAAUAUGUUAAGAUUAAUUAUACACAAAAACAUAUAUACACACUACAUAAUAUUGUUUGUAAACCUUUGGCAUUUAUGUAUAUUUUGUCGAAAAUCGAUUGAAUCGGUUUACUUUUAAAUCAGUUAACUAAUUGUGAUAUAAUAAUAAUAAUAGGCGGGUUUGGAUUCAAAAAUCAAAUUCUUAAUUUUAGUCUGGUGGUUAAAAAAUUGAAAUGUUUUAUUGUUUUUCUAAAUGUUUGUAUCAUACAAUGAUACUUGUGACGAUUGAAGUAAGCCUAACAAUUAAAUUGAUUGAGUUUAUUUACGGAAGCCAAAUUGUUAUUGUUUCAGAUUCAUAUCUGAAUUGUCUUUAUAGCUAUAGAAACACCGCUAAUGCUUGAAUAUUGGGUUAAUAAGAUACCUAUUCAAUCAUUCCAUAAUACGUAAACUUUUUUAAUAUAUAAUCUAUUUUACAUGAUAGGUACUAUUGUGUUAUGCAUCUAAUAUAGCCCAGUGAGUAUACAAGAUACAAUCUAAUGUAUACUUGUUUAGCGAUAGGAUCGUAUUUAACCGCGUAAUCAGUAAUCGUAGGUACUUUAUAAUAACUAAUUAUUUGCUCACAUUUUUGCAUACGAGACCUAAGACAUCAUAUGGAACAUCAGCUGUCGUGAAUUUGCUGAGCGAACCUAAGAGAUGGGAGAUGUAAUUUGUAUUAUUUGUUUAAUUGUAACAGACUGACAGAAUUCCGGACGUUAAUCUUAUGUUACUUUGCCUCCAUCGUGCGCCGCAGCCCUCUAGUUUUAGUAUUUAUUUAUUGCUCUAAUUAUUUCACUAAGUUAUUUAACAGAUUACCGAAGAACUAGAUUUAUUUAGGACUGGAAGAACAAUAGUUUCCUUGUAGUUGUGCACGAAGCAUGCAAUUACUUAAGUUGCUAGUGUCAUGUCAUUGCCUACCGUAGCCUUAGGUAUAAGCAUACCUAAUUUAAUUUUUCACGGUUGUGAUAUUAUUUCGGUAUUUUUGUUAAUGUAAUAGUUGGCUGUGUUUAGUUUUUUCUGCACAAAGAUUUCGAAUUCGAUUAUCCCAUUAAAGUACAUAAUAUUUAAUACAUAAAUGUUAUACGUGUAUCUGACGGCACUUAUUUGUGAUGCACAAUGUUGAGAUAUUGUAAGUAGUUAUACGUGUAUACCUAUCCAUAGGUUAGGUUCUAGGAUAUACAAGUGCAUAACGAGCGUAGAGUUUAUGGCCUUUUGUGAAUCAAUAUUAUUAUUUAUUUGUCGAUCAGUUUCUUCGUUGUGGAUUUGUUUUAGAGUGGAUUUGUUUUGAUAAGUGAAUUAUUUUGUAAAGUUACCCGCACCAUUACCGUUCGUAUGACGGUAUUAUAUACAACAGUAGAUACAAGCUUGGACUAAAUUUAUUCGUAAGCAUUAGGGACUUACUUGUAGUGCAGUGUGAUCAACUGAGUGUUGUAAGCAGGAAAUGUAUCAACUACUAAUAAA
Spodoptera litura is the source of this 4188-nucleotide messenger RNA. It is a transcript of the gene AcCoAS, whose product is annotated as acetyl coenzyme A synthase. Gene Ontology annotation, molecular function: AMP binding; acetyl-CoA synthetase activity. The record is from RefSeq and is a predicted model, not a curated record. NCBI's taxonomy places the organism in Eukaryota, Metazoa, Arthropoda, Insecta, Lepidoptera, Noctuidae.